AAUCUCUCCAAACACAAGAAAGCCCCCCACGCCUCCGGCCCUCCUCGACCUUGCCGCACACCGCAACGAGCUUGAGUGAACUCUCUAGCCUAGGGUUUUCGACAGCGAUGGCGGGCAAGGGAGGGAUGGGCCUACCAGCGGCCAAGAGCACCGACAAGGACAAGGACAAGAAGAAGGCCCCCAUGUCCCGCUCCUUCCGUGCAGGACUCCAGUUCCCGGUGGGUCGCAUCCACCGCCAACUCAAGUCACAUGCCUUCGCGCACGGCCGCGUCGGCGCCACCGCUGUCGUCUACUCUGCCGCCAUCCUCGAGUAUCUCACCGCCGAGGUCCUCGAGGUGGCUGGCAAUGCUACAAAGGACCUCAAUCUGAAGCGCAUCACCCCGCGCCACCUGCAGCUCGCCAUCCGCGGGGACGAGGAGCUAGACACCCUCAUCAAGGCCACCAUUGCUGGUGGCGGCGUCAUCCCAUACAUCCACCAAUCGCUCAUCAACAAGACUGCCAAGGAGUGAAGGAGGGCACCCCCUUGUGCUGCUGCUUCUGUCUGACUAUAGUCAAUCUAGUUGUGUUGUUAAUUUAAGUUUUCAUCUGCUGGACAUGUUCUUGUUCCUGGUAAAAUUCAUAUGAAAUUCUCUUGUGCAUAUGAUUAAGUUUCUGAAGUGCUAAAUUCUAGUGGUUAAAUUGUUCAGUGUUCGGUUUUAUUUGGUCUUGUUUGGAACAACAUUUGGUCUAGCUGUCCAGCUACAUGUGAAAAUAAAGCUUGAACAAAACCAAAUGCAAACUUAUGUCGGACUUAUUUGUUCCUUAUUUGUCAUGGCUCCAUAUGGCUUAUGCUCUGUUCUACACUAUGUAGAUGAGUUGGAGCCGGUGAAGAAAAAAAGUUGCUUUACGGGUUCUAAACAAAUUUUGAGAGUAAAGGGGAAAAUGGUUCCUCAUUAGCCUUACCAAAUGGAGCCUCGGUAAUUCCCCAAGUGCUUCACCCCCAGGAGGAGGCAUGGGGGAACUUUGCAGCACCCUUGCAAGUCAUCCUUUAGGUGCUACCUCCACUAGUAGCCUGCAUCGGGCACGAGCUCCUUCCUUCAUUGAUCGUCCUCUUUCCCUUUGAGGUCCCAACCUCA
Messenger RNA from Sorghum bicolor (sorghum), 1115 nucleotides. Its product is annotated as probable histone H2A variant 1. Gene Ontology annotation, cellular component: nucleosome. Bases 108 to 509 code for a protein of 133 amino acids. Gene Ontology annotation, molecular function: structural constituent of chromatin; protein heterodimerization activity; DNA binding. The transcript is spliced from 2 exons. The record is from RefSeq and is a predicted model, not a curated record. NCBI's taxonomy places the organism in Eukaryota, Viridiplantae, Streptophyta, Magnoliopsida, Poales, Poaceae.